Molecule: messenger RNA, 1667 nt
Organism: Daldinia vernicosa
Lineage: Eukaryota; Fungi; Ascomycota; Sordariomycetes; Xylariales; Hypoxylaceae
Product: mitochondrial ribosomal protein
Exons: 2
Coding region: 199-933 (244 amino acids)
Cellular component (GO): mitochondrial small ribosomal subunit
Molecular function (GO): structural constituent of ribosome
Source: RefSeq, a predicted model, not a curated record
AAUCGCCAAUCGAGGUCCACCCAAGCACUCGAUUAUGCGACUUCUGAACCAAUUUUCUAAACUUCCAUUAUCUAAACGAUCUCUAAACAAUUGGAUUCGACUAUCCUAUACUCCCGACGCAACACCAAUUGCUCGGGUCUCGCCCUCUUUUAUACGGUAUAAGGGAGGAUAGGGGCGUUGAUUUCCGUGUAAUGCGCCAUGGGUGGUCAAAGACAGGUUUUGCCCGGUAGGGUCUACCAGACAGUCACGACGUUACUGAACCAUCGCAUUUUCCCAACUGUUCAGGUUCAGCAGCCAUUAUGGUACAAAGUGAUCGAGUCGAUACCCCCUUCCGAAAUGCUCACAAGGCCACUUCCACCUCAGCACAAGAAGCAGAACCCCAAGGUACGAAAACCAAGCAGGUUAUUCCAACCGCAAGAAUUAGUAUACGAAGAGGACGAGCUACGGAGGACCUUUUACAAAGAUCACCCUUGGGAGCUAGCAAGGCCGAGAAUGAUAAUUGAAAUGGACGGGAAAGAUGCGCAGAGGCAUGACUGGUCCAAGGGAUUAAUACAGCCGGGCAUGCCCUUGUGCGGCGAAUGUGUUGUUCAACGUCAGUUAUGGAUGAUGCACAACGUCCCAGGCAUAACAAAAGAUCAAGCAUACGACAUAGUGCGGAGGGAAUUUUACGCAUUGCGACAGCAAGAGGAGGUUGAGCGCAGGAUAGCCAAGGAAGAGGCUCAGAUGGUGGGCGCAUAUUUCGGCAAAUCCUACUUACAAGUAGGUAUGGAACUCGAAGAUAGGGAGUAUGAGCAAUGGAAGAAGUGGGCUGGCAAGCAGAUCGAAGCAGUCAAGGCGGAGCGUGAAUCCGCCUACACAAGCUUCGGGGAUGAAGAAGUUGACCCCGAGAAUAUUGACAUGGACGAGUUCACAGCAGAAACAGAGGAGAAAUAGGCCCAGCAGAGUGCCUCGAUUAUUAAAUGUACCACAACUGUACGAAUCCUACAUAUAUACCACCACUAAGCCCCCUUUGGUCGACUUCACGACUCCCCGGGUCAGUGAAUGGGGUAAUUACAUUACAAGUCCUAUGAUCCUCCAUGAAUGAUGCUCGCCGAAAUUAACAAUGGGUAUCUUUUCGCUCUUUUACACUACGACUCCUCGGGUAUCGAAUUCUCCAACUGCUCUAUCCGAAGCAAGUAGGUUUGCCUCUAUGUCAAGUGUAUCAGUAAACGGCUCUACGAUUGGUCGGGUUGAGACUUACAAUUGCUUUCAACUUUUGUCGGUCUUCUUCAUUCGACGCUCUAUUGACGAGCUGUGAUAGAAGAGCACAUGAUUCUAGAUAGUAUUUUCGAGCGAAAACAUGUGAUUGAGUAUUGUCGAGUUGAACGGCGGUAUUUGCCUUCGCCAGCGCCGUAGCUAGCAUUGCCUUUGGCGACGGCAUCUCAGUAAAAUUCCUGUAGUAUUUAUUUAUUUUUAUUUUUAUUCUUUUUUCAAAAAGGCUGUUGAAGCUAUUUAUAAGAAAGAUGAAACCCAUCGAGUGCCAGUAUCACAAUUAUGAGAGGAGAUGGGACGAUGAUCUGACGCAAGGGGGUGCGGGUACUUGCAUAUCGCUUAACUCGGCUCGCAGUUUUGAUGCUUCAAUAUGGCGUCCCUGUCACAUAUUGUGAUAGUCCCGUUCCCUUACAUAC